Molecule: messenger RNA, 4104 nt
Organism: Phycomyces blakesleeanus NRRL 1555(-)
Lineage: Eukaryota; Fungi; Mucoromycota; Mucoromycetes; Mucorales; Phycomycetaceae
Exons: 12
Coding region: 1-4104 (1367 amino acids)
Molecular function (GO): 5'-3' DNA helicase activity
Source: RefSeq, a predicted model, not a curated record
AUGUACCUUGAAUUCGUAGAAUAUACAAUUGCAUUCUUUGGAUUUAAAUCAUUACCGGAACCCACUCUCAGAAGGUUUACAAUAUCAGGUCUAGCCAAAAGUGGCUAUUAUAAUUGCGAGAAACUUCUCGGGUUAUCUUCUGAAUCCACUUCUACUCAAUCAGUCAACACCAAUACAGAAGAGGCUAAUUUCAAACGAGGAAAUGAGUUUGAAGAGGCCCUCCUAAACACGUUGGACAAAAGCACUACUACUGAUUACACCGACACGCCUACUGCUCAGAGCAAGCAUGUUCUCCAAACUGUCAAACCCGGGCAGACACUGUAUCAACUCAGUUUUGAAAUGCCUGACAGUUUUUAUGAAGACGAAAUUAUGAACACAAAUGUUUAUCGUUUACGUCGAUUUAUCCCGGAUUUCAUUCAAGUCAAAGAGGAUCCUAUCACAAAGGAAAGAGUGUUAUUUAUCAUUGAUGCCAAGGCCUCAAAGUCAGUACAUUCAUCUCAUCAGUUCCAAGUUGCUACAUAUGCCUACCUAUUGUCUUACAUUGUUCAAGACAUCCGUAAUCUCAAGGUGGAUUAUCUUGGAGGAGUUUGGCUACCUUCAGACUGGAAAGAACCAGUGGCCUUCAGAGUAGACCUGAUGAUUCCAAAAAUGAAACAUUUUUACACAACCGAACUCAUUGCUACCCUUCAGAGUAAAGAUCCUGAGUGGAUCUACAAUGCAAAGUGCAAAACAUGUACAUAUGCAUCACUUUGUGAAAGAGAGUCUGUUGGUACACCUGGCGAAAUUCCUUACAUGACACCUCAUAUGAUUGAGGCUGCAAAAUCAUUAAUACCUGAAAAUAAGAAUGAUAGUCUGGAAGAGCUUGCUGAUAACCUCAAAAACAUGUCCAUUCAAAAAUCCAAUAAAUCCAUCCCUCGUUUUGACGAUUGGCAAAGAAUCAAAAAAAGCCCAUUAUUUGAACCUUUUUAUAAAUCUUAUUCAGAAAAGAAGCCAAUUUUUAUUGGAAACCCAUCUACUAUCAUCUCAAGCGGAAUUGAGCAAGAGAUCUACAUUGUUUUUGUAAUAGAUCCCACACAUGGCCGUAUGUGCUCUUACUCUAUCAAAUUUAACGGUCUCGAUUUCGAGAAUACCUUAAAGGACUAUUGCACUGGCUCCGUCGAUCCCAGCGCAAAAAAUAAGAGUGAUAUCGAAGCAUAUGUUAUCCUGGCUGCAAAUUUUUCCACCAAUCUAUUUAAUGUGCUUCUCAAGAUGGAUCAAAUCAAAGCCAAGUUUUCGAUCUUUUUCUAUGGAAACGAGACAAAGGUGGCCAUUCAAGACUGCUUGUGCGAUCUUCUCUCAAGUGCGCCAAAGUUUAUCAAAAAUACCAAAUAUUGCGAAGAAAUUGUGUCAAAUGCAAAGGAGUGCCUGCUCAACCUUUUUGUGGGAGUCAAUCUCUUAAAGCUACCCGAUGCCUUGUUCCCGGACGAUACACACCUGGAUAGAGUAUCCUCUAAUCGAAUGGUCGUUUUGGAAGAUCUUUUGCGUGAGAAUAUUGCACUUGGAAUACCCGGAUUUUACAAGCUUGAAGAUAUUGCAGAGUGGAUGUGUGAAGACACAAAAAGUGUGUCAAAGCAUUUCCUCCAGAGUCUUGAGAAGGAUGGAUUGUACAACACUUGGGUUCUUGGAGAAACAAAACCAAAAAAUUCUUCUUUGGAGCGAGAAAAACGAUACCAUAUUCAAGUCUAUGGCGAGAUACUUGAGAAAUACAGAUACCUGGCCCAAGAAUACCAGCAGCAGCAGCACCAACACCAGCACCAGCAAGAUCGCACAUCAAGUGUCUGCAUAUUUCCACUUGUGUGUGAACCGUUUUCAUGGACUCGUUCCGGGGCAAUAUACUCUAACAGGUUGACUAGAUUGAUAUUCUUUAAAUAUCUUGAGCUCCUGGCCAGUUAUGAAAAACUGCGUACAGAACGCCUUGCAGACCUUUGCAGUAUUGCCAAAAAAGGUCUCUCAGGACCCACAAACGGACUACUUUUGGAGUUUGUAGAGUAUGCUCAGUCUAUAAGUGAAGCGCGACAGGUUAAAAGCCUGGUUGGACACUUUAGGGUAGUAGAACAGGAUUUAGAUGGCGCAACAAAAAUCAAAAUUGAUUCCUUGAAGUCCAAUACAUUUCAAGAAUACAUUCUGGUGUCGGCCAAUUCACAGGGGAUCUUGGAAAUAAUAUCAUACCCUGACUUGAUGUACAGGGCAAAACUUAGAAACCUAAACAUCACCACUAUGAAUGUCAAGGCUAUAAUUGAAAACGGAAAUGUAGUUGUUCUUUCAGGGUACUUUAAGCCCUUGAACCUUGUAAAGGGAACUCGAUAUUUGCUCUACAGACGCCACAUUGACUUUAAUACAGACAAGGUCAUCGCAGUCCUGAAAGACAUGGGAAAAUCCGAAAAUGCUGAUUCAGUAUUUUCGCAACUUGUCGAAGAUCCCAAUGGCUGGUCAAAGCAGCCUGUUCGUAGAGAUUUGCCCGUAGAUAUCAAAGCUACUGCACUCAGACUACGUGACGACUUUGCAAUGUCUCCUUCACAAAAAAUCAUAUCUGCCAGUACUCUUCAAAAUCGUCUCCAGAUCGUGUGGGGACCACCUGGGUCUGGAAAGACCGAAUUCUUGGCGCUUUUUGUGAAUUGGUACAUUGCACACAUAUUUGGAAGCUGCCCUGAAACCCGCCCCCUGGUUAUUGGUGUGACAGCAUUUACUCGUCAUGCUAUCAGCAACCUGCUCAGUAGAAUAGCCUCGGUUCAAUCCCGUCAAGGAAUAUUGGCAAAAUUUCAGAUCGUGAGCCUUGGAACAGUCAUGGGUGAGAAUAUGAUCCACACCAAAGCCGAUCGAUUGCCAGCCCUGAUUAGAAGCCUCCACUCAAAAAAUAUGAUGGCGGCGACGGCAACAGCAACGGCGGUUGUUGUUGGUGGUACGGUGUGGGAUUGGGCAAAGGUUAAGAAGAAUUGGCCUGAAUGGGCUGGUUGUGAUAUGAUGAUCAUUGAUGAAAGUUCUCAGUUGCUUGUGUCCGAUUCUGCACUGGUUAUCAAUUGUUUGAACGAGUCAAAUGGAAGGCUUAUAAUUGCCGGAGACCACAUGCAACUCGGGCCGAUCCUUCAAAACGAAUACCCACAAAUGGCUUUGAGCGAGCCAUGUCUUUUUGGAUCUAUACAGCAAUGUCUUAUGAGAACAGUCGAUAACCAGGCAAUACCUACACAGAAUUUCAGAUUACAAAAGGGCGUAUCUAAUGAUUUCGGGCCAAAUACAAUUCAACUCAAGGACAAUUGGAGAAUGGCAAGUAUUUUACUUUGUUUUAGUUUGUUUUGUUUUGAUUUACUUUAUUCAUUUAUUAAAAAUGAAGAACUUAACGAAUUCUUUAAACAAAUCUACGGAAAUGAUUUUACUGCAAGAUACCCAGAAUUGACCUUACGGCACGACUGGUCCAAGUUUAUUACUCCAACCAUCGGUCGCUCACAAGAGCUCAAGGCGAUCUUGGAUCCAAAGCACGCCUUGACGAUGACUAGACUGCUUUUUAACCACACCAAUACCUCUGCUGCAAACAUCGAAAUAGAGACCGAAGCUGAGGUGGUGGCACAGAUAGUGAAAACUCAUCUGAUGACGCGCGUAGAAGCAUCGCGCAGCCAGACACCUAUCAGCAAAACAAAGCACUCGCCUCUUCAUGUGACAACGACACCAGCACCAGCAGUGCUGGUGAUGGUUGUUACACCUCACCAUAGACAGCGCGUUGCCAUUCAACGCGCUUUGGGGGACACCCAAGGCACGGUAGUGGUUGACACUGUCGAGAAAAUGCAGGGACAAGAGUGUGAGCUGGUCAUAGCCUGCUUUACAUACCUUACUAUCACCAAAAGCAAAUUGGAUUUCUUGUUGGAUUUCAAGAGAUGGAACGUUGCUGUAUCACGUGCCCGUUGUAAAAUAAUCAUUGUAACCACGGACAAUGUUCUUCAAUUGCCAACUCAUAAAGACAAUAGCGGCUUGGAUGUAUUCAAGAGCCACACAUCAGCCGAAGGUUGGGGAUUUGUCUGUCUAUUGAGAGAUUGGGCUGAGAAAGAGGAAUCUGUUGUUCGAUGGCAUGUUUAA